UGAAUUUAUAUAUGAACAUUUCACUUUUGUAAUGGUAAGAAUUUCCUAAAACAGUUGAUUUUUUUUAUUAUGUUUUUGACUAAAAUUUUCACUGCCGUUUUUUCUGGACUGAGGAGGCGUUCUCUCGCUGGCGCCGAUGGUUGAUUCAACGCCUCCGCUGCGAAUCCCUUCUUCAUGUUCAACACCGGCGGUUGAUGUUCGAUCUCAACCUUCGCCAUCGGAAACCGCUUGACGACAAGUGCCUUCGAACAUGAAUUCUACUUCUUCGCCACAGAUGACAGGAGUUCCACAGAAUGGGGUGGUCUUUUUUGGGAAAGUUUGCUAUGUGGGUAGUGAUAGUUUUGGCUCAGGUCAAUAGACACUCUGGUGGUUGCUUGGAAGGGGAGAGCAGGGGUCUAUUGGAAUUCAAGGACUUUCUCAAAUCCAAUGGUGCUGAUGCAGACCAUCUUCUCCCUACCUGGGUUGAGAAACCAGAUCAUCACAGUGAGUGCUGUGAUUGGGAGAGAGUCACGUGUGAUCGCACCACGGGGCACGCGACAGAGCUCUUUUUUGCAUAAUGUAAAGAUGUAUUAUAUGAAGAUUUCAGAAUUUGGUUUAUAAAUGCUUCCCUCUUCCUUCCUUUCAAAGAGCUUCAAAGCCUCACUUUGUCUUCCAAUUCCUUCAGUGGUUGGACUGACAAUGAAGGUUUUGAAAAGCUGUCGACUUUGAGAAAAUUGGAGACUCUAAAUCUUGAAUGGAAGGAAUUUGAUGAUAGCAUUCUGCCAUCUUUGAGUGCACUUAGAUCCCUUACGAUGCUUAAUCUCCGUGCAAAUAAAAUUGAGGGAUUAUUUCCACCUCAUGGGAACUUCAAUUGUGUCUGAAAAUUCAUGAGUGUUUCUUAUUUGUACAGGGAGUUCAGAACUGUUAAUCAUAAUUAAAAUUACAUAAUUAUUUUUACUAAUCUUGUUAUUACGAUGUUGUAAACUCAUCACUUUGUUGUUUCUUUGUGCAGAAUUAGCUUAUUUUGGGAACCUGGAAAGGUUGGAUCUAAGUUAUAAUCAAUUUAAUGACAUCCAAGAUUCUAAACUACUGUCUAAUUUGAGCAAGAUGAGGCAUCUGAAUCUAAGUAAUAAUAAUUUUGACAAGGAUGCCUUCCGGAUUUUGGGUGCUCUCCCAUCCCUAGUUUCUAUCCUUGGAGUCCAAUAGAAUCGAAGGACCACUUUCUAACCAAGAAUUGACCUAUAAUCUUAACAAUCUAGAAGUCCUCCUCCUCAGAGGAAAUCAGCUCAAUGGAACGCUACCAAUGGAAGGUUUGACAUCCUUCCGACAUCUGGAGAUCUUAGAUUUGAGUAGGAAUAAUUUCUUAGUAAGUAUUCCUCCAUCCAUAGGAGCAUUAUCUUCUCUGAAAGCUCUAUCUCUGGCUCAAAAUAACCUUAAUGGUUCUUUACCAAUUCAAGGUUUGUGCAAACUGAAGAAACUUGAAGAGUUAGAUCUCAGCUAUAACCUCUUUGAAGGGAUCCUUCCUCCAUGCCUAAGCAAUAUGAGAUCUCUCAAGUUUUUUGAUAUUUCUCUAAACCAAUUCACAAGAAACGUUUCUCCAUCUCUGUUUGGAAGCCUCAACUCCCUCGAGUACAUUGGUCUUGGUCAUAAUCGUUUCGAGGGUUUAUUCUCAUUCAGCUCAUUUGCAAUCCAUUCAAACCUUAAGGUGGUUGAAUUGAUAAGUGACAAUAACAAAUCUGAGGCAGAGACUGAAUUGACAGAUUGGAUUCCCAUCUUUCAGUUGAAAGUCCUUCUAUCAAACUGCAAUCUGAACAAACUCUCUAACAAUGUUCCGAAAUUUCUCCUUUACCAAAACAAGCUAAUGUUUGUUGGUCUCUCCCACAAUAACUUGAGAAGGUCUUUCCCAAACUGGCUACUGGUGAACAACACGAGACUAGAAAUUUUAUUCCUGCGGAAUAACUCUUUUGUUAAUCCAUUUUCUCUGCCACAAUACUGCUAUAUAAGUACUAGUGGAAUUGACGUCUCUGACAAUCGCUUAAGUGAGCAAAUUCAAGCCAAUAUUAGGGAUAUGUUUCCAUAUAUUCAGUACUUAAACUUAUCCAGUAAUGCUUUUGAAGGUGGUAUCCCAUCCUCAUUUUGUAAGAUGAGUAAGUUGUCUGUUCUGGAUUUAUCCACUAAUAAUUUUUCAAGGGAGGUGCCGAACCAGUUAGUUAGAAAUUGCAGGUUUUUAUGGAUUUUAAAAUUAUCAAAUAAGAAUUUUCGUGGUCAAAUCUUUUCAGUUGACUUCAACUUGGCUAAUAUAGAGACUCUGCAAUUGAAUGAUAAUCAAUUUACAAGACCUCUGACAAAUGUGCUCUCCAAAUUACCUAAAUUGAAUUUCCUUGAUAUUAGCUUUUUCACCACACCAGAACCUUCGUCUCCUCCGGACGAUUCCAACGCCACCAAUCUUCUGAGUCAUCUUCACCGUAUGCGCCAAGAAAACACUCAGACCAUUAAUGAUUUCCUCUCCCAAAUGUAUUAUGUUUGGGAUCAACUCGCUCUUUCUGAGCCUCCAUGGCCUCAUACUGAGGAUGCUGCCUUGUUUACUACCUACCGUGACCAACAGCGCUUGGUUCAGUUUCUUAUGGCUCUCACUCCUCGUUUUGAGCCCGUCCGCGCAUCUCUCCUACGUCGCACUCCUUUACCCACUCUUGAGCAAGCCGUUUCUGAACUCCUGUCCGAGGAAACCAGGUUUGGUACUCUCCAUCCACACCCUGUGGACUCUGUUCUUGCUACUCCCCAGAUUCGGAGUUCUCCUUCACCACAGCCGUCCACUACCUGCAACUAUUGUCACAACCGCAAUCUUCUAUCGACUCAUCUUCUGCUUCAUUGUCCCGUUCGUCUUUGUCGAUUUUGCAACAAGACUAGCCCCGGUCAUCUCCAACAAGAUUGCUUCCGCAAUCCUACCCGUGCCUCUCGCCAUGGUCCUUCCACCGGGAAUCUUUCCCGCAGCAACUCUCACCGUUCUGGGACUCCAUUUAAAAACAUGCCUGCUCCACGCACUGCUGCUGCCGCCUCCGAAGAUUCACCUUCUUCUGUCCCUGUAGAUCCUUCCACUCCGGUCUUCUCUCAUACCGAUGUUGAAGCCAUGUUUCAACAUUUUUGGCAGCAUUCCGGUACUCCUCCAUCUACUGCUUUGUCUACCACCGCAGUUUCGGGAUCAAUACAUCCUUCUUGCUCAAACCCAAACCUGCAACACUUGAAGCAUAUGCAUUUGCAAGGUAACAAGUUUACAGGGCCAAUGUCAAGAGCUCUCCUUAAUUCGUCAUAUCUUUUGACGCUGGAUAUUAGAGACAACAUCUUUUUUGGCAGCAUUCCUGAUUCCAUUAGAUUACUUUCCAACCUUAGAAUUCUUCUGUUCAGAGGGAACCAACUAAGCGGUUCAAUUCCAAUUCAAUUGUGUCAACUAAAUCAGAUAAAUUUGAUGGAUCUUUCCAAUAACUAUUUCAAUGGUUCUAUACCUCCUUGUUUCAGUACUAUCACCUUUGGCACGAUAGAGGCUAGUGAUCAACCCUUCAUGCAAGAACCAUUAUGUAACUUUGGUGGGUUUACAACUUACCGAUAUAGAGGCAUAAUUGAGAACAAAGUUGUGCCCCUUGAUGAAGUUAUGUAUGAUGAAGUAGACAAAGUUGAGUUUGUCACAAAAAGUAGGAGUAACUCUUACAAGGGCAACUGUGAAAAUAUAUUGUAUAAGGGCCAUUGGAAGUACUACUGUCCCAAGAAGGGACGUCAACCUACCUCAUUUUUUCAGCAAUCUCAGAACCACUUCCGGACUCCUCCCACUGCGUAUGUUGCAUCUGCUCUGACUCCUGAUCUUGACUUGGCUUCCUUGACUGCUCAGAUUAGUCAACUUCAGCAUAUAUUGUCUACCUCUCAGCCAUCUUCAUCUGCUUCCGUUGGUUCAUCUCUUCAUUCAGGUUUGCUUGGGUCUUCUUCAGGUAUCCCUUCGUUUGUCUGGCUUUUUGACUCUGGUGCCUCUCAUCAUAUGACUCCCCAUCUCUCCUUACUUCACAAUUGUACUCCUCAUCCCUUUCCUAUUACUAUCAAUGCGGCUAAUGGAUCUGGUAUGUCUGUUGUAUCUGUUGGGUCUGUCCUACCGUCUGCUAUGUCUGUUGUCUCUAUUCCACCUGUCAUUUAUGUUCCUCAAUUAUCUGAUCGAAUGUCUAAACAGCAGAUUGGGACCAGCCGUAGAAUUGGAGACCUCUAUGUGGUGGAGAGCUUGCAUCUGCCUAUAGCAACCUCUUUGACUGCCUUUUCCUCUUUUCAGUUAAAUUCUCUGUCUAGUCCUUUCUACUUAUGGCAUUCUCGAUUAGGACAUUUGUCUGCUGACUGCUUACGGUCUUUAGCUCAGUCAGUUUAUCUAACUGUCACUCGUCCUGACCUUGCUUAUGCUGUUCAUGUGGUUAGUCAGUUUGUUUCUGCUUCUCGCUCUACCCAUUGGGCUGCUUUAGUUCGCGUUCUUCACUAUCUCAGGGGUACUAUCUUUCAGGGCUUAUUAUUAUCCUCUACUUCCUCUUUGGACUUGGUAGCCUAUGCUGACUCUGAUUGGGCUGGUGAUGAAUCUUACAGCAACAUCCUUAAUUUCAUGUCUAGAUUGGAUCUGCCACAUAACAAACUAAUAAGUAACAUACCUUUUGAAUUAGGAAAUCUAAGUAAUGUUCAUGCACUGAACUUGUCUCACAAUCUGUUGACUAGACCCAUCCCGAAGACCUUCUCAAACCUUACCCAAGUAGAGAGUUUGGACCUUUCUUACAACAGUUUGAGCGGCAACAUCCCAACAAAACUAAUCAAUCUAAAUUUUUUGGAAGUGUUCACUGUGGCUCACAACAAUUUAUCAGGUAAAAUAUUAGACAGGAAAGCACAAUUUGGGACCUUUGAAGCGAGCAGUUAUGAGGGAAAUCCAUUUCUUUGUGGACAGCCAUUAGAGAAAAUUUGUACAGCCAUUGUUGACUCACCACACUUGCCAACAACAGUAUCCUUAGAUGAAAUUGAGGGGAAAUGGUAUGAUAUCGAUCUAGUGGCAUUUUUUGCAAGUUUUGUCGGAACAUACAUCACUUUCUUGUUUGGAUUUGCUGCUAUUCUUUACAUCAACCCGUAUUGGAGACAAAGGUGAUUCUAUCUGAUUGAGGAGGGUAUGUAUUCUAGUUACUAUUUUGUUUCUAAUUCUCUUUGCAAGAUAUUACUCCUUUUGUAUUAGUAGCUAUGGUUUGUUUCCAUGGACAAGUAUAGCAAAUGUUGUUUUCUGAUUCGUUUUACAAGCUAUUAGGCCUUUUGUAUUAUAUUAGCUAUGAUCUGUUUCCAUGGACAAGUAUGGCAAAUGUUGUAAUAGUGCUAGCUUGUGUUGCUUAUGAAUGAAUAAAUGGAGACAC
Messenger RNA from Camellia sinensis, 5387 nucleotides. The record is from RefSeq and is a predicted model, not a curated record. Lineage: Eukaryota; Viridiplantae; Streptophyta; Magnoliopsida; Ericales; Theaceae.